This is a messenger RNA of Abrus precatorius (Indian licorice), 2949 nucleotides long. RefSeq lists its product as uncharacterized. The transcript has 12 exons. The record is from RefSeq and is a predicted model, not a curated record. Lineage: Eukaryota; Viridiplantae; Streptophyta; Magnoliopsida; Fabales; Fabaceae. The coding region runs from base 64 to 2106 and encodes 680 amino acids.
AAAAGUAGACAAUAUGGCGCAGUAGGCAGCAGCAGUAAGACACCGCGAAUCCAGACCAUUGAAAUGUCUCCGGCCGGUGAACUCAGGUGGCUCUGCCGCAUGCUCGACGACUCUCUCCGCCCCUACACACCACCACAGCCAGAGAAAGAGAACCAAAUUCUAAUCGCUUCUUCUCAGGUCGUGACUAAAAUUCAGCUUCGGAUUCGCGAAUUUGAUUCUCGCGCGGAAACGAAACGUGCGCCGAACGAAGAGCAAUUGUGCAGUCCGAACUAUCAUUCUUCCGUGCACCAGUGUCUGCCAAAGAUCGUCGCCGAAAUGAUAAUUUUGCUAACUGUGAAGAGUGAAUUUGUUCAUCACGUGGCUGUCAAUGCUCUUGUCUUAAGUUCACAGUUUGUGUCCACAACGGGGAACAAUUGGGAUAGAUUCAUUCAUUUGCUGUGCUGUUCGUUGGAAAUGGCCAUUGUGAGGACACUGUUGUGUUCAGAUGCGCCUUCUUCUGGAGCUGAAAAUAGGGACUUUGAUUGUUCUGACAUUGAAUUCGUGAUGCAAUAUGGACUGAAGAAUUGUGAUUGGUCUAGUGUGGCAGGUAUUGUUCGAGUGCUGCGUGUUAUAUGUAAAUAUUUGAAGGAGGACUGUGAUGAUGGACUUGUCAAAGUGUACUACGACUCUAUCAAUUCUUGUCUUUUGAAAAUGCCGUGGGAUUUAUUGGAUCAGUAUUGGAGCUGUGACAUUCGUGGCACAAAUAACAGCUCUUCUGUCAAUCAAUUUUACCGCAAUAAUUUUGGUGUUAUGGAGCCUGGAAAGAAGUUUCUUGGGACUUUUCUUCAGUUACUUUGCUCUUUGGUUGACCGGAAUGAUUUAGUCAAAACUGAUUGUGAUUCUGCCAAUAAACAUCCACUUUUUGUCACAGUAGUGGAUCUUAUACCUAGACUUGCUAAGUGGUGUCACAGCAAGCAAGAAGAUAGUGCUGAGACACACAUCAUUCAUUACUUAAAACACAAGUUUCUGAUUCUGAUGAUCAGACUUGGCUCACUCACAUGGCUAGACUGUUCGAUCCAUGUUUCUUGGUUUGAACUACUUCAUAACUACUUUCAAGAGCCUUUGAAUCAACCUUUAACUCAAUAUCACUCUGAUCAAAUUGAUUGUCUGGAGGGCUCUCCAUUUUUGUUGAGUUUGUCUGACAGAGAAGCAUGUGGGGUGCAUUCCAGCCACCUACAAAGACAAGUUGUUUUCCUCUUACUGGCUUGUUCUUUCAGUUUGAUCCGUCACAGUGGAGAAAAUGUGAACAACUGUAAUUGUUCAACUUUAUGCUCAUGUUUCACCACUAUCCCACAUUCAGAGCUUGAUCACUUCUGCAGAAGAAAGGGAUCACUAGAGCUUUACAGGUGGAUUCAAGGACAUCUUCCAACUGAGAUAUCUAUCAACCAAGAAAACUACUUGCAGAUAUGUAUGAACUUCAUGUCAUCUUUCCUCCAGCUAUAUCUUCGUGAGGAUGAUCUAUUAUUUGAAGUGCUUUUGCAAUUGUUAAGCAUAUCAUCUUGUCUCCAGCAACAGUCUGAAAAAAAGGAUUCUGCAUAUCAGGAUGUAAAGAAAGAUUUUCCAUUUGAUCUGGAAGACAUUUUUAAUCCUGUGCACCUUUUCCACCUGUUUCUUUCUGAGAUACAUUAUGAUCACCAAGUGCUUCUUGAUUACCUCAUUUCAAAAGAUACUGGAAUAUGUUGUGCUAAAUAUCUUCUAAGAUGCUUGCACUUAGUAUGCAACUCAUGGAAGUUAUUUGUGGAAUUUCCAUUAUACGGAGAAUUUUUAAAUCAAUCAUUGUGCAAGAGAAGAAAAGUUCUAGGCGAUGGUCUACAGUUUCUAGUUGAUGGAAUGCCUACUUCAGUUGACAGUGGUGGAAAUAUCAUAUUGCAUAUCAAGAAUUAUAAGGAAGACAGGGAAUGUGAUUUCAAGCACAAUAAUAUUAAGCCAUUCAAGAAAGCUGCAGAAUGUUUACUAUCUUUAAGCAAUUCUGUUGAUAAUCUUCAUAAAAAAGACUUGUUUCCAUAUAAUCCUGAAGUGCUUCUGAAACGUCUAAGAAGAUUUCAAGAUCUCUGCUGUAAAAUAUAGUGGAUUCCUUGGAGAGAAGACUGAGUAAUUACCCAAACUGCAUGUCUGACCCUGAAAGCUUGGCUAUCUAGACUUUAUUAAUGAUUAUAGAUCUACAUUUUUGGGGAGUGGUGGCACGGAGGAACCGAGGAACAGAAAGGAGAGAAAAUUUCUGCUGGUUCCGAGUUGUGUGGAUAUAAGAUGGCUACUCCACUGGUAUAGGCAGGUCAGAGUGCUCCAGGUCAAGACAUUGUUGCUGCAGGUGUCUAUCUAAUCAUAGUCUUGGUUCACUCUAAAUCUAUAUAGUAUUCUAUGGGUUUGUGGAUUGAUGCCAUCUUCAGAGAGUCUGAUGAGUGAUAUCAUGGACUUGGGCUGCAUAUAAUCUGAAAAAUUGGUGUAUCACUGUUUUCAAUCUUGAAUUUGUAAAGGAACAAUUCCCUUCCCUCAACCUUUAGCCAGCAGCAUGAUAUUCUCUUUGUUAAACCUUUUUGUAACAUAUCCUCCUAGUAAUCCAAACAAUUCUCAUAUUGUAGGAUAUGUCCUCCUUGUGGAUGCCUUUCCUUUCUUCAUACGUGGAGCUUGGAUUCUUUCUCCUCCAAACAAGCAUGUAAGGCAUCUUAAUGGCUGUUUGUAGCAUCCUUCCUUUUUUUUCUCGCAUAAGUUGAAGGAUGGGUUCAUACUGUUUUUUGACUAUUGAUGUAAUGAUAGAAGAAAUGGUCAGCUGGGAUUAAACGUUUUUCAGGUAGAGUUUUGCGCAUAAUUGUUUAUAGACGAUUUUCAUUUGAAUGAAGAAAUUGUUAAUGAAGGGUAAAAAGGAAAAUACUUAACAUUAGUUUUGAGGACAUAGGAAAAUAUUUGGGCUUC